GCUGUAAAUUUACUUCAUCUUAUAAAUUAUCAUCAGCUGUUGAUCAAAGUCGACUAGUUUUGAAUCGAUAGAACAAUUUCGAGGAGAAAAUUAGGCGUUUGGAUCGAAGAUGAGUUAUCAGAAAGUGCCGCACGAAAAUUACCCUCCUCCAGGGUAUGGGACGGUGUACCCUCCGCCGUCGGCGUAUCCGUCCGCGCCACCUCCGCCACCGCCAGAGGGGUAUCCGUAUCCUCCUCCGUCAGCGCACGAGGGGUAUCCAUAUCCGCCUCCGUCACUGCACGAGGGAUAUCCGUACCCGCCCCCUCGGCCGACAGGGUAUCCGUACCCGCCUCCGCCGCAGCAGCACGGCGGGGGAUAUCAAGGAUAUUUCAAUCAUGGAUCUCCGCCUCCUCCACCUUCCUACCACGUUCACCAUUGUGAUCACGAUGAUGGUUCCUCCUUUUUCCAAGGCUGUCUUGCGGCCCUUUGUUGCUGUUGCGUACUGGAAGAAUGCUGCUUCUGAGUGAUGGACUUAACCGUGCAAGACGAGGACCUCAUGGAAAUACUAUUAUUUGUUUUAUGACAAUGUCUACUCGUAUAAUUCUUGUCAUUAAGUUACCUAAGCUGUAUUUGUAAUCUUGGUAAUAUGCAAGUACUGUUGAAUUGGAUUCUGGACAUAUAGAACCUCGCGGAAAUACAAUUGGAUUGUCUUCUCUUAUAGUUCUUA
This is a messenger RNA of Salvia splendens (bonfire salvia), 706 nucleotides long. Its product is annotated as cysteine-rich and transmembrane domain-containing protein WIH2. Lineage: Eukaryota; Viridiplantae; Streptophyta; Magnoliopsida; Lamiales; Lamiaceae. The record is from RefSeq and is a predicted model, not a curated record. The transcript is spliced from 3 exons. Bases 110 to 502 code for a protein of 130 amino acids.